This is a messenger RNA of Oncorhynchus keta (chum salmon), 1730 nucleotides long. RefSeq names its product fibrinogen gamma chain-like. Gene Ontology annotation, biological process: platelet activation; blood coagulation; protein polymerization. The record is from RefSeq and is a predicted model, not a curated record. The transcript has 9 exons. Gene Ontology annotation, molecular function: signaling receptor binding. Gene Ontology annotation, cellular component: fibrinogen complex. Lineage: Eukaryota; Metazoa; Chordata; Actinopteri; Salmoniformes; Salmonidae. Bases 79 to 1368 code for a protein of 429 amino acids.
AAAUACACCGUCAGGGGCCAGAGGCUCUUCAUUCUCCAACUGUACAACACCACAACUGGUGCACCAAAGACGAGCAACAUGGCUCCUUCCCUUUUGUCCACAGCCGCAGGCGUUCUUUUGCUAUUCUCCCUCUCCUCUGCACAGAUGAGGGGAGACUAUUCCGAGGACUGCACACCAAGGGACGGAUUUGGCAAGUACUGCCCGACGACAUGUGGCGUGGCUGACUACCUCAACAAGUACAAGCCGGUGGUGGACAAGGACCUUAAUGAAAUGGAGGACAUCCUGGGUAGAAUAACCAACCUUACCACGGGGGCCACGGAGAAAGUCACCUAUAUGAAGGAUUCGGCAACACAACAUCAGAAGUCUGGUGGAGACGUCCACUAUAAAAGGUCAGCCAGCAUACUGGAUGAUGUCCUGCGCUUCGAGAAGACCAUCGUCUCACAGGAGGAGCAAAUAUAUCAACUCCAGGGGACACUGGAAUCCAACAAGAAGAGGAUGUUAGACCUCAAACAGAUGUCCAUUCAGCUGGAUCAGAAAUGCAAAGAUCCCUGCAAGGAUACUGUGGAAAUCAAACCCACCACAGGGAAAGAUUGCCAGGAUAUUGCCAACAAGGGUGCCAAAACCAGCGGUCUGUACUACGUGAAGCCACUGAAGGCUAAGGAGGAGUUCCUGGUCUACUGCGAGAUUGACAACUUCGGCCGCGGCUUUACCGUCCUGCAGAGGAGACGUGAUGGCAGCGUGGACUUCAACAAGGACUGGGUCCAGUAUAAGGAGGGCUUCGGCUACCUGAGCCCAGAUGACACCACCGAGUUCUGGCUGGGCAACGAAAAGAUGCACCUGCUCUCCACCCAGUCCUCCAUCCCAUACGUGCUGAGGAUCGAGCUCACCGACUGGGUGGGCAACAAGAAGUAUGCCGACUACGCCAUGUUCAAAGUGGGGCCGGAAGUCGACAUGUACCGCCUGACCUACGCCUACUACUUUGGCGGUGACGCGGGGGAUGCGUUCGACGGCUUUGACUUCGGAGAUGACCCCAGCGACAAGUUCUACACGUCUCACAACGGCAUGCAGUUUAGUACCAGCGACAAGGACAACGACAAGUUCCAGGGUAACUGUGCUAUGCAGGACGGUUCCGGUUGGUGGAUGAACCGGUGCCACGCUGCCCACCUCAACGGGAAAUAUUACCAGGGUGGGAAGUACACGGAGAAGGACGCCGGCGAGUCAGGCUACGACAAUGGCAUCAUCUGGGCCACGUGGCACAGCCGCUGGUACUCCAUGAAGGAGACUACCAUGAAGAUCAUCCCCACCAACAGGAUCACGGCGGGGGACGGACAGCAGACCGGAGGGGUCAAACAGUUUGGAGGCCUGUAAACACUACUGAAACAAAUACUGCAAUAUUGACUGAGCUAGAACUUUUCCGGACACAUUUUAAGCCAAAUCCUAAGAAGCACAUGGGGAGUCUAUCAAACAUGUAGUCCAGGACUAACCUUAGGCCUAAAAUGUGUCUGGAAAAAUGGCCCUUUGUCUUGUUGUAUCUAGUGUUUUAUUGGUUCGAUCAAUGUAGUUUUUUUGUCCUCUUGCCUAAAAUAUUGUUUAUGAUCAAAUCGCUGUUGUUGGACCUUGGAAGAUUGGUUUGACUUGUUCUAUCUAGCACCUUCUGUUCGAACAAACUUUAUCUAGUGUCUAUCUGGUUGGUGUAAACAAUUAAUAAAUGUUGUAUUUUUCUAAAUAUA